AUGGGGUUCCUUAACAUCCCGACGAGGCGAUCGAACCGUGACGGGAUAUCAGAUCGCUCCUUCCGACUUCAAGACCGUAAUCCACUGGCCACAGCAUCAGUACAAAGUGUCGGAGGGCACAGCCCAGUACGACGAGCAUCUAUGCAAAGAAUACGGAAUGCUAUAGCAAAUGGCGAAAGCAGGCAGCAACUGGCGGGACCGACGAAACCGUACUUCUUGGGCAUGCGCGGCGAUCGACCAAGUGCAGCUAAUUCAGAGGGUCGACCGAGUUUAUUGAGAUCGGCUUCGGGCCGUAGCAAAGUGUAUGGGGCUACGGACUCGGAGGCUAGGUCAUUAGCACCUUCAAUACCGUCCAUAACUGCAUCCACGUCCCAUUCAUCUAUGCGAACGCCUGGACAUAUCGAUCUUCUUGACGCACAGGGCGGGCUUAAACCCUAUGACUUCCGGGCUCGAAUACAAGCUGCUGGCGUCAGAGACUAUGGCGAAGAUGUCGCAGAACGAAAUAUGGGGGAAAAUGGUGUUGACGUCCGGAGUGUUGCUGCACAAGAAUUCUAUGAAAAAGAACAGCGAAUUUCUACCACCUCAUCCAACAUCACUCAUAUCCUCGAAGCGGAUGUUUCAACAUACAGUGGCAGUGAAGCAGGCGAUUUGUGUUACGUGAAUGGUUCAGCACAUUCAUCAACCAGGUCGCUGUCCAGGUUGUCAAUGGAGCCAAGGCAAGAAGUCAGUGGAGUUGUUGCAGGCAGAUCCCCCGCACGUAACGGAAAAGCAAAACCCAGCAAGUUGGCACUCAAAAGGACAGCAGAACGACGUGGUUCUCACCGAGACCACUUCAUCGCAACCCAAACUAGCCAGUUACAACGCCAGCAUAGCCUAAGUAGUUCCCGUGGGCGAUCGCACUCGGCCAGAUACUGGAUUUCAACCGAGCAGCCAAUCGCUGGUAAUACGAGAAAUGGCCACUGGGAAGCUCGGAAGCUUACCGCUGAAUCGCCUAGCAGAUCUAUAUCACCUCCUUGCGUUCCUCGAUAUCGACCAGGUAGCAGCUUGACUACCAUGAGAGAAGAUGAUUGCCCCGGUCCUAAUUCGCAGCUUGAGCGUCUGGAACGGGGUGGACAAGUUGCAGCCGUAAAUGGGUCUGCGCGGGAUGCGGUCUCCAUCCUAGGAAGAGAUGACUUUCAGAACGACAAUCUCGAGCGCAUAAAUGGCUCUGAUGGUGAAGAUUUGGAGUAUGGCAUCCCAUCGUCAAGCCAUACUCAUCGCCCGGCUAAAUCAAGUAUUGUACCAGCCGCUCCACCGCAGUACCACCCAGAUUGGCAAAGUGCAGUACAACGUGCAGUUGAGGAGUCCCUAGCUAAGCUGCCACUCGCCGCUGACCUGAAGGCGCUCCUGGAACUUUCACAGAGUGGGGUGCCUCUUGACGACUUUCUCCAAAAUGUCCCCGUACGCCACUCCUCGUUACAUCAAGGGUCUACUAUUAGUACGACAUCAACAACAGAUCCAUCGGAUUACGCAAGCAGCAAUACCGGCCGCCCUCACAGCCGGCAUAUUGCCACCACAACCAUUGACUCUUCUGCGAGGUUUGAUCUGUGUCACAUGAGUAGAUCCAGCACCCAUGAAGACAAAAGCUCUGCAAGCGACCAGUAUCAAAAUUCUCCAUGUCUCACGCUAGUAGCUGACGAGGGGAUCGCGAUUGCAGUUGCCUCACCUGCACCGCAUUCUCAAUCUGAAAUGAUUCAGUCUUCCAACGAGAGCGCCUCGAACCAUGGCAUCAUGGAGAUUGAGGAGUUUGAAUACUUGACAUCAGAUUACUCUGAUGUUGAUUCCUUCACUGGGAAACCUCGGCAAGUACUGGACGAGGAUGAAACCAAGCUGUUCAACCAUGAGGGGUUUGGAGAUAUCAGCAACAACCUCCCUGGCAUCGUGGAUCUGCGCGAAGCCAGUCGUGAAUACUAA
This is a messenger RNA of Pochonia chlamydosporia 170, 1953 nucleotides long. RefSeq lists its product as hypothetical. The record is from RefSeq and is a predicted model, not a curated record. The transcript has 3 exons. Lineage: Eukaryota; Fungi; Ascomycota; Sordariomycetes; Hypocreales; Clavicipitaceae. Bases 1 to 1953 code for a protein of 650 amino acids.